Messenger RNA from Pleuronectes platessa (European plaice), 3596 nucleotides. It is a transcript of the gene ext1b, whose product is annotated as exostosin glycosyltransferase 1b. The record is from RefSeq and is a predicted model, not a curated record. The transcript has 11 exons. Bases 886 to 3108 code for a protein of 740 amino acids. NCBI's taxonomy places the organism in Eukaryota, Metazoa, Chordata, Actinopteri, Pleuronectiformes, Pleuronectidae. Gene Ontology annotation, cellular component: membrane. Gene Ontology annotation, molecular function: glycosyltransferase activity.
GCGACCAACAAUCGGAACAACUGAGCGCUCAGUGAUCGGACGCCUCGAUCCAGGAAUCCCGUCGCUUUCUUUCUCUCCACCGAGCGGGCUUCUCCUCACGGAUUCCUCCCGAGCGCGACCUCCGCGCCCGCGUCCCUCCUCCUCCACCGGUCAACUCGGCGCGGCUGCGUGGCUCACAACCGGCCGCGGAGGCUUUUUUUCCCGUCAACGUGCGCGGAGGUUGUGAGGGAACCAGGGAGCAGAGAGGAAUAUGCAGGGAUUCGUCCGGUUACACUUGCGCCGCUGAGCCGCUCCUGCCUUUCGCCCUCCGCCCCGCCACGGGACCAUGGAGCGAUAGAAGAGCGGGGGAACCGGACGAAUUCACCCCGAGGAUCCGAGCCCGGCGGCGGCCACGGCCACACACACCGACGGGGGCUUCUUGAGUUCCCCACCGGGGUUAUCGUACCUUUCCGUCUGGGAGAGCCUCGGGGACCCCGGCCGCUGUUCAUCUCCGAGGAGGAGUUUCCCCGGACAGUUUCCCAUGUGCACACCCGCUCUCCCCUCGCACGCAGGCGGGCUGAAUGAGGCUGAGGACCGAGCCGCUGCUUGUGAUUCUGAUCCGAGCGGGUCCGGGCACCGCCGAGCCGUUUAGGUGCACCCCAGCCCCGCCGCAGGCUCCCAGCGACAUGCUGCAACUCCACCGAAGAGGGAGGAAGGGGCAACACUUUUAAAAAAUCGCCCACAUGCACUGGAUCACUUGCCGGAUUUGGGAACCGAAUACGCAGAAGGGGGGUUGGGGAUCCGUGGAGGCUGCCGGAGGAUGGAGCGGUGCAGCCGGGGUUGGUGAGCGCCUGACUUCGGGCCACUUUACAUUUCUUCUUCCUAAACGACCCGCUCCCAGGACACAUGCAGGCCAAAAAACGCUACCUGAUCCUGCUCUCCGCCGGCGCGUGUCUGGGGCUUCUCUUCUACCUCGGAGGGAUUCAACUUCCAGCGGCGAGCAGGAGCCGGCAUGACCGCAGCCGGAAUGGAUACCGGCCCGACCAGCCCUGGCCCCACUUCUCCGACCCGUUACACCCGUUCCUGCCCUGGGAUCAGCCGGACACCGAGGAGUACAACGUGCACAUAUCGCCCAACCAGAAGAGGGACGUCAACACCAGUGUUUACAAGGGCAAGCGCUGCCGCAUGGACUCCUGCUUCGACUUCUCCCAGUGCCAGAGGAAGGGAUUCAAAGUUUACGUUUACCCGCAGCAGAAGGGCGAGAAGAUCUCCGAGAGUUAUCAGAAUAUUUUAUCCGCUAUCGAGGGCUCGAGGCUUUACACGUCGGACCCCGGCCAGGCGUGUCUGUUCGUCCUGAGCCUGGACACUCUGGACCGGGACCAGCUGUCCCCGCAAUACGUCCACAACCUGAAGACCAAGGUGCAGAACCUGCCCCUGUGGAACGACGGCAGGAACCACCUCAUAUUUAACUUGUACUCGGGGACAUGGCCGGACUACACGGAAGACCUGGGCUUUGACAUCGGCCAGGCCAUGUUGGCCAAGGCCAGCAUCAGCACCGAGAACUUCAGGCGCAACUUCGACGUGUCCAUCCCCCUCUUCUCCAAGGAGCACCCGCGCACCGGCGGGGAGAGGGGCUUCCUCAAGUACAACUCCAUCCCGCCUUUCAGAAAGUACAUGCUGGUGUUCAAGGGGAAGCGCUACCUGACGGGGAUCGGCUCGGACACCAGGAAUGCCUUAUAUCACGUCCACAACGCGGAGGACGUGGUGCUGCUCACCACCUGCAAGCAUGGCAAGGACUGGCAGAAGCACAAGGACGCGCGCUGCGAAAGGGACAACGCGGAGUAUGACAAGUACGACUACAAGGAAAUGCUACACAACUCCACCUUCUGUUUGGUUCCCCGUGGCAGACGACUGGGCUCCUUUCGCUUCCUCGAGGCGCUGCAGGCUGCGUGUGUGCCCGUGAUGCUGAGUAACGGCUGGGAGCUGCCUUUCUCAGAGAUCAUCGACUGGAACACAGCAGCGGUCAUCGGCGACGAGCGGCUCCUGCUGCAGAUCCCGACCACGGUGCGCUCCAUCCACCAGGACAAGAUCCUGUCCCUCAGACAGCAGACGCAGUUCCUGUGGGAGGCCUACUUCUCCUCUGUGGAGAAGAUAGUGCUGACCACGCUGGAGAUCAUCCAGGACCGGGUGCUGGAGCACGGCUCCAGGAGCAGCCUGAUGUGGAACAGUCACCCUGGGGGCCUGUUUGCCCUGCCGCAGUACUCUGGGUACCUGGGAGACUUCCCUUUCUACUACGCCACACUGGGCAUCAAACCGAACCCAAAGUUCACAGCGGUCAUCCACGCCGUCUCCCCACUGGUGUCCCAGUCCCAGCCCAUACUCAAGCUCCUGGCAGCUGUGGCCAAGUCCCAGUAUUGUGCACAGAUCAUCGUCCUGUGGAACUGUGACAAGCCGCUCCCCGCCAAGCAGCGCUGGCCGGCCACCUCGGUGCCCGUCAUCGUCAUCGAGGGCGAGAACAAGGUGAUGAGCAGCCGCUUCCUGCCCUAUGAGACCAUAGGGACCGACGCAGUCCUCAGCCUGGAUGAAGACACAGUGUUGUCCACCACAGAGGUGGACUUUGCCUUCACUGUGUGGCAGAGCUUCCCCGAGCGGAUCGUGGGUUACCCGGCACGCAGCCACUUCUGGGACGGCAACAAGGAGCGCUGGGGCUACACGUCCAAAUGGACCAACGACUACUCCAUGGUGCUGACCGGGGCGGCCAUCUACCACCGGUAUUAUCACCAUCUGUACACCAGCUACUUGCCCACCAGUCUGAAGAGCAUGGUGGACCAGCUGGCGAACUGUGAGGACAUCCUGAUGAACUUCCUGGUCUCUGCCGUCACCAAGCUGCCGCCCAUCAAGGUCACACAGAAGAAGCAGUACAAGGAGACCAUGAUGGGACAGUCCUCCAGGGCGUCUCGCUGGGCCGACCCGGACCACUUCGCCCAGCGGCAGACCUGCAUGAACAAGUUCGCCAGCUGGUUUGGCGCCAUGCCGCUGGUCCACUCCCAGAUGAGACUGGACCCCGUCCUGUUCAAGGACCAGGUCUCCAUCCUGCGCAAGAAAUACAGGGACAUCGAGCGGCUCUGACAGGACCGGCGCCCCCUGGGGGGAGACCCCACGCAGGGGGAGGCGCGAGAGACUGACUCGGUGGAGGGUAGGAGCAGUCGGACUCUAGCGGGAUGGACGGCGAGCGACUCGGCUCUCUCGUCCAAUCAGCACGCUGCCAGUGACCACGGCGCCGCGGCGGCCGGGACCUGACUCGGAAAAGGACGAACAGGAAACAAGCAGAUGGUGUUUGGAUUUGAAAAACACAAACAAACAAACAAAUAAAACACCCAAACGCAGACCGACAAAGAGGAAGUACACAAAGCGAUGGACAAGCCAAACUGUGCUGUAUGUUUCACACACGCGCACACACACACACACAGACACACACACUACUGACGACGACAACCAACUGAAUAGAGUAUUUUUUUUGUACGACAUGAACAAGGGCGACAUUGACUCUCCCGCUCUUUCGGCACAUGUACAGGACGGUAGAAGAGGGAAGGCCUUCACCAUCACAAACCACCCCC